CUCUCGCGCCGCCAUCCUCUCAGCUCAGUGUUGGCUGCAGCAGCCAAUCAAGCCCGUCUCCGUCUCCGUCUCCGUCUCCGUCGUCCGAGUCUUUGCCACCCAAGUGCUGUCGGUCUUGGAAUGAGAAUGCCGUUGCGAGUCGUACCACCUGAAUUCUGAGGCACCAACUUUGCGCCGUGCUGUAAGACCGAGGUAAACCUCCGGCAUAGCAACGUGAUGAGACGACAUGACCCGACACAGCAUCGACGACACGACUGUAAUAAUACACCCCCAAAUUUGCUUGUACAUUUUCUGUCGGGUGCAAAACGUGAGUGGCAUUGUGCUUCCAUACUCGCGUGAUUUGCAUCUUCCAUCAUGGCCCAAAAGUAUACCGACAUCGUUGUAACCGUUGCCGACGGAAUUGGUACAAUCAAAUUCAACCGUCCAAAGCAGCUAAAUUCCUUUGGGGGCUCGCUCGUGGAAGACACAAUUGCAGCUUUGCGAGAAUUAGAUGCCCAUCCCGACACCACCUUUACCGUCAUCACCGGCGAAGGUCGCUUUUUCGCAGCAGGUGCAGAUGUUACUGCCGUUGCCGCCACGCCUAACGACUUCAAGAACGAUGGCCAGAGGAAGGUCUUCUGGGCACAAAGACUCGCGGUCGGAAUGGAGCUUGUGCGCUCAAUGAUUGACCAUUCCAAAGUCCUGGUCCUCGCCAUGAACGGCCCUGGCGUGGGUGCCGGAGCCGCCUGGUUUCAAGGUUCCAGCGAUCUUUUCUAUGCCGCCGAGGAUGCCUGGGUGCAAGUGACCUUCUCGCAAAUGGGUCUGGUCCCAGAAAAUGGAGCUGCCGCCAGCUGGGCGCAGUCGAUGGGUGUGCAUCGGGCGAAUGACUGGUUACUGUUCGGUGGCAAGGCGACCUCGCAGGAAUUGAAAGAAAUGGGUCUGGUGAACAACAUCUUCCCCACGAAAACAUUCCACGCUGAUGUACAUAAUUAUCUCAAGGACAUGCUCAAGGAACGGAGUGGGAAAUCGAUGAUGGAGAUGAAGCGACUACAGAACAAGGGCACCCGUGACGCCAGGAUUCUCAGCUUGUUCGAGAGUUGGCAAGCGCUUAGUGAGAGGUUUGUAGACGGCGAACCCAUGCUGAGAAUGAAGGCCAAGAUGAACGAACUCGCCGCGAAGCGAAAGGCUCGGGAAUCCAAAAUGUAGAAAAUAUAUCGAUGCUGCUCUUG
Messenger RNA from Pseudocercospora fijiensis CIRAD86, 1208 nucleotides. RefSeq lists its product as uncharacterized. The record is from RefSeq and is a predicted model, not a curated record. Gene Ontology annotation, cellular component: peroxisomal matrix. Bases 355 to 1185 code for a protein of 276 amino acids. Gene Ontology annotation, biological process: fatty acid beta-oxidation. NCBI's taxonomy places the organism in Eukaryota, Fungi, Ascomycota, Dothideomycetes, Mycosphaerellales, Mycosphaerellaceae. The transcript has 3 exons.